CUCUGUCGCCUCGUCGUGCGCGUAAUCCACAAUGGCGGCAGCCUCCUUGCCCUCCUCCUCCUCUCCAUCGUCGUCCUCGUCUUCGUCGUUGUAGAGCGAGAGCAGGGCAAUUCCCUCCGCCUUGCGCUUCAUUUGCUGGAAACCCUAGCCUCACUAGGGAACUUGGCUAUGGCGAUUCUGCUGGACGAGGAGGAGGAGGAGGAGCUGUGGUGGAUUCCCGUCCCCACGGCGCAGCAGGGCCGCUGCCGCAAGGUAUGCAUUGGAGGCGCGCUGUGCUCCGUGCUCAAUGCAGCGAUGGAUUUUCACCACCAUCAGCGUCGGGAUGGUCUCUUCCAGCUCGCCAGCGCUCUUGGAGCGGACAGCAAGAGCCUGGUACCAUUGGUCACACUCCACAAUCUGGGGAGCUCCACGAGCACACACGGAGCACACACCGAGGAGAAAUCCAGGCCGGCCAAGCCGAAUGGAUUUGUUUUCAGCAAGGGCCUGGGCUUCGCGGGACAGGUAUUUGGCCUCUACUCGAGCUCUCGCAGCUGCCUUGUGGGUGUGGAAGAGAAGCGGUACCUCAAAGACCUUCCAUUCUCUUGCUCUUUCGUCAAGAGGUUUCUGUCCAAGAUACUUCGCGUCGAGGCUUCCAAAGGCCCAGCGUUUCACUUCUAUAUCAAUCACGAUGAUGCAAAGGCGUAUCUCAACCGCUUAAAGGUGCCCGACAUGGAGAUUGGUUCCGUUCCCUUGCAUCUCGCAUAUAAGUUCUUUAAGGAAAGGCCUUCGCUGUUUAGUUUCAUCCCUUCGAAAAAACAGGUAGAUCUUGCCAAAACCAUUAUAAAGAAGGAGCAAGGUGGAAAGGCCGCUCAACAAUUUCAAGGUGUUCCGGUGUUCACAUCUCACUGUUUGAGCAUUCUUGUCGUUGGGCCUAGUGGUGCGCGGUGGUUCAGGCCACAUUUUUUUAAAAAGGAAGAGCUGGACGGGGUGAUUAGAUCGUCUAUGGAACAUCACUAUCAGUCACUGAUUCGAAAUCGACGGGCUCGAAGACACAAUCAAGUGAGCGACUUCCCGUCGGAUAUGGCUGAAGAUGACCUCGAGAUGCUGGAGUCACAAGACAUUCAGGAUUUUGUAGAGGACAUGGACGAAUGGAGCUCUGUGCUCGAGUCGAUCAUGGCCAAGGCUGCACAAAUGUAUUUUCAAGACACCUUGGAUAGAGCCAUUUUUGGGAACAAGUGGUGCAGAAUGCUAGCCGGAAUCCAACCGAGCUUUCCCAUCUUAGUGGACUCAUUCGAGCGAAGGGUGACAUCUGAGACGGAGAAUGCCGUUGUCAGCCACCACGAACAGAAGAAACCUCACAAAGCCAGUGGAUGGUUUGACAGAUUGGGACUCAACUUGCCACCUCAAACGCCCGAAGACGAGGAGGAGCUAAGCACGCAAACUCCACAUCUAACUGUAGUCGCCGGCAUUGCUGGAAGUUCCACAGACCAGGUGGUGAAAGCCGCGUCUUCUGCGAUUCAAGAGGCCAGAGACAAGAUUGAGAGGAACGAAAUGACUCUGGAAAAUCUUUUCAUUGCGGACUUGGGUGGUCCUCAUAUAUGGUCCAAUCCCAGCGCGGGGCUGUCCGGACUUGGAGGAGGAUCAUCUGACGAGCGUAGCGAAGCAUAGAUAACUGUCAGCUGUGCUGGUGGUGUUUGAGCACAUCGCGGACCUCGAACGCAGUCCGGCUUUGGACAACAAUGUCA
This is a messenger RNA of Selaginella moellendorffii, 1724 nucleotides long. RefSeq lists its product as uncharacterized. Gene Ontology annotation, biological process: protein transport. NCBI's taxonomy places the organism in Eukaryota, Viridiplantae, Streptophyta, Lycopodiopsida, Selaginellales, Selaginellaceae. The transcript has 11 exons. The record is from RefSeq and is a predicted model, not a curated record. The coding region runs from base 169 to 1647 and encodes 492 amino acids.